Molecule: messenger RNA, 880 nt
Organism: Symbiodinium pilosum
Lineage: Eukaryota; Dinophyceae; Suessiales; Symbiodiniaceae
Source: the annotation of a GenBank genome assembly
GGGCUCGGUUCGAGACAACCCGUCGGCGAGCGCAACCGUAAUGGCUUUUCUGCGCGAGGCGACGAGAUUGAAGUGGCAAGCCGGCCACCCAUCGCUCCCCUGAGCUCAGCUGGGUCGACCUCCACGGUCCGCGUUGCCAGGCAAGAUAAAGACGUGAUGGUGUCAGGGGAGCCGACCAAGAGGUCGAACCGGCCGAAGGAGGCCAUCGUCCGCAAAUGGCGAGAAUGGAUCCUUCUGCAGCAACGGCGGAAGGAUCUACGGGCGGCCGGUGCCGCCGACCUCCUGGCAGAUCACGUCGCCCGCGGACACUUCGUGAGUCGACACUCUGAUUUCCACCAGCGCCCAAAGUGUCGUGAGGGCGUCCACGUGGAUUUCGAGAACAUCAUGCGCAUGCUUGUACAGGCGAUCAAGGUCCUGCAGAGCCUAAUGGAGGAGCUGCCAUCCUCAAUGCAUGAGGCAGUGGUACGGAGCAUUGACGAUGCAAUGGGCGAUCAGAACCUGGACCCCAUAGAUAUCUCUGACACGUCUGGCAGCCAGGAGGAGGACGGAACAGAGAUCACAGAAGUGCACACAAUGACACCGACGAGGUUUGACGAAAGAGCGCUCGUCCCUCUGGAAGACGUCUUGCAGCUGCCAAUCAUGCGCAACAAGAGGAUCGACAGAAGGCAGAUCAUGUCGGCCAUCUACCACAACGACAAACAACGCUUUCGGGCCGUGAUCAAAGCAGGCAAAACCUUCAUAGGAGCCAAUCAAGGUCACUCCUUCAAGAUCGAUCCGGACAGUGUGCACACCUACACCCCGACAGAGGAGAUGCCAAGCCUGGUUCAUGGCACGCGCUACGAUUUUUUGCAGAGUAUUCUUCAGCACAGGAUCCGACCGG